AUUCAUAAAGAUUCUAAGAUUUUUCUUAGAUUUCCUACUUAAGUACUAAAAAAAAUUUUAGCUAAGAAAAAUACUUAAGUAUCAAUUCAUAAAAAAGUUAAGCACUGUUCUUAGCUAAGUACAGUUCUUAGUAAUUUAGAAAACUUAAGUUGAGUCACCCUAGCAACGCAUAGUAUUUCCCAAACUAAAGGUGGAACUCUUGUGCGAUGGAGGUCGUAUUUUUAACAUGUUUUACGUCACAUCUGUCAAAUUUCGCAGACGUAAACAUGGAAAGCCACAAACUCAAACGAAAGCCAAACUGGAGUAGUGAGGAGUCCUUGGCACUCACUACUCUUGUUGAAGAAUACAAGGAUGUUGUGAGAGGGAAACUAAGUCCCCAGUUAACCUCUCAAAUGAAGUCGAAAGCGUGGGGGGAGAUUGCGGUAAAACUUCGUGCUAUGAGUGUUGGGCCAACUCGAACGGCAGCAGAAGUUGAGAAAAAGUGGCACAACAUUUUCUCAAAGACAAAAACGGAGAUUUCCAACCACAGACGUAUAAUUACUGGUACAGGUGGUGGUCCUCCUCCGAAGUCAUUGAGUGCUGUAGUGGAAGCUGUUACUAGUGUAAUUGGGGCAAAUAACACUUGCCUGAUGGGAAUAGAGGGAGGCAUUGAUACGUCCCUGCUAAACCUAGAUAUACUUGGUGAUGAAUCUGUGGGAAUCCAUGUAAUUGAAGGACCUCCAGAUACAGAUCCCCACAUUCUUGGAUCAACUCCCGUAGAAGUAACAUCUGUCCUGGAGUCUUCAUUGCCAUCGGUAACCUCAGGCAAUAGCAGCAGGGUCAUUAACCUGAAAAGAAAAAUGGAAGAACUAACUUGCAGGAAGCUGGAACUAGAAGUCCAGUAUUUGGAAAUGAAAAUAAGAAAGCUUAAAAAAGAGGAAUGAACCAUCCUUAGAUUAAGAGACUGAUCAAUAUUUUUGCUGUUGUUUGUCAGCAUCUUCAGGUAGUUCAGAUUCAAGUAUUCAAAUUCAUGGUCACUGUGGUUAGGGUGAGACCAGAGUAGGGGAAACAUUUUAUAUGUGACUAUCAGAAUAUGAUAUAUUUUAAAAACUAUUUUCUCAAUAGAAUCAAAGUUGCAAGCAUUGUCGAAUGUUCAUAUUAGUUCAUUUUGUGAACCCUGAGUGUAGGAUAGGGCCACAAUAAGGGAUCAGAGUUGUACAUGGGAUUAUAUAUUUAAGUUUAAUUUUAAGUCUUUAAAAAUCUUCUUAUCAUGCACUGCUAGCUAUGAUUAUAGUCAUGAUGAUAAGCAAGCAUCCUCUGCUAUUGUAUAUUCAGUUUAUUCAAAUCAUGGCUCUAGAGGGUACAGUGGGGCCACAAUAAUGGAUCAGAUUUUUACAUGUCAAUAUAUUGGAAACAUUUUUUUAGAAAUCUUUUAAAGAACUGCAGGGCCAUGGUUAUCAUAUCAAUGUAGUAUAGGAA
Messenger RNA from Ostrea edulis (European flat oyster), 1458 nucleotides. RefSeq lists its product as uncharacterized. The coding region runs from base 207 to 923 and encodes 238 amino acids. Lineage: Eukaryota; Metazoa; Mollusca; Bivalvia; Ostreida; Ostreidae. The record is from RefSeq and is a predicted model, not a curated record. The transcript is spliced from 3 exons. Gene Ontology annotation, cellular component: nucleus.